AUGGAGACACUGAUCACCUACCAAGAGUACAAGCGCUACACGUCUCAACUCCUCCAGUGGCUCACGAACAAGUCCAACUCGAUUCUCGUCAACAACCGGCACGAAUGCUCCGUUAGAGUGAACGGUACCGGCCGCGUGUACACUGGUGACCUUGUGCCAAUGGCCAAGCUGGUCGCCCGGUACGUCACCGUCCCACCCCACAUCCACAAGAUCCUCUUCUCGACAAUCGAGCUUCGUACCGCGCGCUACCGUGAGUUCAAGCGGCUCGAGCGGACAUGCCCCUGGCUGGCCGGCAGCAACGAAUCACACUACCACUUCAUCGAGGUGCUGCAGAGCAUGUUCGGAGCGCUCGGCGGCCCAGCAUGGCAAGAGCGACAGAAAGCCUCUGAGCCGGAAGACAUUGUCAACCGAUUCGACGGCCUGCAUGUCGAUGCAGGCGAAAGUGGUGAGGAGUCCGCUGGCGCUGCGCCCGCCCCGCAGCAGCGGAAUCGGCGUCACAAGCGGAAUGGCCGCAAGAAGGCCAAGUCGAAGAGAACUGCGCCCCCGCUUCCUCUCGAGAGCUAUCAGAUCAUCCAGGAUGACGAGAGCCUGACAACCGACUACCUCAUCGCGGCGUACGAGCUUGUGCAAGAGUUCCGCGUGCUGCGCAAGUUUGUCCAGAAGCAGUGGCGAUCAGUCGCCUACGAGGGACUCAACAGUGCCGUCGCCGGAGCGUUGUCGCACAUGGUCGUUGCUGGCAUCCAGGAGAGCGAGCUCGAGAUCUGGCUCGAUUUCCCCGACGGAUACGAUACGUUUGAGUCGGUGAUCCGCAGCGUCACCUGCGGCGACAUGGAGCGCGCACACAGCAUGUUUGGCGACACGGAGAAGGACGACUUCAAGGAGUACACGAUGUACUACACGUACCAGGCCCUGCUUGCAUUCCUGAAGGACUUCCAAGAGAACCGGAGCGGCAAGCCGACGAAGCGCAUGGCUAAGGAGCUGCGCAACUGGGACCCGAAGAUGAACCUGCUCGCUGCCUCCAAGGAGCAGCGCUUGACGUGGCGACGGCAAUACACGAUCCUUUGGCUGUACGACCUCGUCAACGUCUACAUCCGCGGGCGAACGACCAAGUGUCCAUCGUGCGAUCGCUGCGAGGAGAACGUCGAGAUCCCCAAGGAAGAGGGGAACUGGAAGGACGCCGGCAUCUGGCGCCGGCUGUUCGGCAUGAACGAGUUCGCCGGCUUCGUGUCCUGGCUCGCGAUGCAACGGCCCGGCACGGACGUCACGAAGAGCAUCAGGCCGCACCAUGUUUUUGAGCUUCAAUGUCUCGUUGACUCGUGGUGCACAGCUCGACUUCGAGCCAGAGCGGGACUUGGAGAAGUUCCUCGGCAUGCCAAAUGUGCCAGGAAGCUUUCAGCACGGUGUGAGCUGGCUGCCGACGCCGUCAACCAGGAACGAGAGUCGCUGGCGCGCAACAUCUUCCUCACCAUCACCGAACGGCUGCGAUCCGACUUUAUCUUGUGUCUUGGGUACGUGCUUCUAGAUGACAGGCUCGCCUUCCAGUCCGACUUCACCCGCGCCAACGGUCUGUGGUCGUACAGUCCGUACCUUUGCGGUGUCGGGCUCUCAGAGGCACUGGAGCUGGGGCAGAAGCUUGGCCUGUCGAUGCUGGAGAUCGCGCCCGAAGUCAUGAUGAUUGUGCACCUGUACAACGAGGCCGUGCAGAAAGGUUACAUGCAGCGCAAGCCACACCACUUCUGCGAGCGCCUCAUGCGGCUCUUAGAUCCAUCAUCGUUCUUCGUCAACGGCGAGCUGCCCAAGGAGAAGUUCGCCGAGGCGCUGUUCCAGCAAACCCAGGCGAACCUUCCUUUCGCGCAGCGGCGACGGAACCCGCGCUGCAUCACUUGCAGUGUUCGCAACCAGCUCGACUCGGACUACAACACACUACAGCGCUACCAGUACCGGCAGAGCAGUAAGGGCACGCACCUUAUGCGGCCCAAGGAGAAUGUGAACAAGUAUUACCGCCACGACUCAUUCCUCGUCAAGUGCUAUAACGCGGACUGGAACGUGCACAAGAUCCGUGACGAUGUGCUCGACGUGGACUCGGCACUCUUCAAGUUGCGCGUAUACCGGAGCGCAUGCGUGCCAGCGUCGAGCGGGGAUGACAGUGGCGUCGAGUUGGAGGACACAGAGCUGGUGCGGCUGGCCCGCAAGGCAGGCGUCAAGGAGAACGAGCUGCUGGCCGGCCAUUGCUGGGUGCAGCAGCUCGUGGAUGGAGCGCAGCCCGCGCCGCGUGACGCUAGUCCCGCCUCGGCCAAGAUCAGAUCGAAGGCGCUCACCCUCAGCGCGCUGAAGUACGACCUGCAGACGGACAUCUGCGGCGCGCGUCCAAUGUCAGGGCUGAACUACUGGCUCGUCGUCUCGCUCGUCCUGCGCUUCUUCCGGCGCCUGGAGGCGACGCUCGAGGCAGGCAAGGAAAGCGAGUCGUUCAACUUCCGCUACAAGACGGAUCACGAACACAAGGAGAACCAGCGCCUGAAUGUGGUGCUUGAAGCGCUGAUUGAGAGGGACGACGCACUCUUGCGCGUUGUUGCGCGCGAACUGCAGAACGACACUGAACUCAACCGCGGCCUUGGGCCGUGCGUGUACUGGGAUACGACCGACCCGCUUAAAGGCUGGACCGGCUCGUCCCAGACUCUUGUAUCAUAG
Molecule: messenger RNA, 2688 nt
Organism: Trichosporon asahii var. asahii CBS 2479
Lineage: Eukaryota; Fungi; Basidiomycota; Tremellomycetes; Trichosporonales; Trichosporonaceae
Exons: 2
Coding region: 1-2688 (895 amino acids)
Source: RefSeq, a predicted model, not a curated record